AUGGCGUCGAAGCGGCCGCAGCGUCGGCCAAUCAACAUUGACGACGACGCAGACAUUGACUUUUCUGCUGUGGCAAAGACAGCGCCAACAAGGCCGACAGUUUCUUCCGCAUUACUGCAGCACACCGUGGCGGAAGCGACGCAGAAGCAGCAAGACGAUGCCCCCGUUCCACUGCAGGCAGUUGAUCCAAGACUCAACUCUUACACACAUCGCGCUGCGCCACGCCGUCGUGUUGGAUUUGGUGCCCCCCCUGCAGUUUCACCGGCGUUUAACUCCACGGCCCCGUCUGGUGACGCGGAGGAUGUGAAGAAAAAUAAAGAGCUACUGGAUGCCUUCUGGCGCGAGGAUGCGGCACGGCAGGAGGAGGAGUCGCACCAGACACGACGUGAACGAUACGAAAAAGAGCUACGCGCCCUUUGCUGCGCUGGGUCUACCGCACCGCACCAAGUACAUUCUCUUCUAGAUCAAUUUUUUGCGGACGGGGUCCCGGACGUGGAGCCGUGGGACCUCUGGGCACUCUCCAUGCCGCGCUACAGCUUGGCAAACCUGGCUCCGGGGAAGCUUGACUGUGUGCAUCACCCCGUUCUGCCCGAAACACACUACUCGCAGCACUACCACCACCGCGUGGAGGAGCGACCUGCCGUGGUGAAGGUGGUAAAAACACGAGAGGAGUUGCGGGCGGAGCGCCGGGAGCGACUACGCAAGGCGAAGGAGGAGCGUGAUCGCGCCAGGCGAGCCGCUCGCCAGGAACAACCACACGAGGCUGCCAACGUAGCCGGUGUGCUCCCGGCUGCCUCUCUCGGUACCACCGCGAAGGAUCGUCUCACCAACAGCAACCUGCGCUUUAACCUCUUCGACGAAAGCGUGAUGAAUCCACUGAGUACGGAGAACAAAAUCUUUUCGCAGUAUCAGGAGCGCUUCUUUGAGCACCAGCGCCGCAAUUACGAACGUCACGUGGCUGCCAUUCCACAGCAGAUUGAAAAGCGCAACCGUGACCUCAAACGGCAUGCCGAAGAGCAGCCCGUUUUCAGAGCCUACCGCAUUUUUCCAAUUUUUACUCCGGCCCAUCUGGGGAAGCUGCGGAACUUUGCAAACGAUGGCCUGCUGCGUGGCUUUGUCCUGUGGAUCUGCCAGUGCGAUGCGCUCGUUGUUUUGGCGGGGGGCGAGGUUGCGGUGCGGCACCUGGAGCGUUGGAUCCUGGAGAAAAUGAGGUGGGAUGCCCCCGAGACGACCGCAGUGCGACUUAUGACAUGUCCGCUGCAGGACGCCGCGACGUUUUCAUUUGUGUCCGCGAAAAGUCGCAAACGGGAGCGUCAAUCAGCACAGACGACGAAGCAGGCGGCAGAGGAGACGCGGGCGCAAAGGGCUCCAACGAAGGGCGCGGACGGCACUGAGCAUGUCUACAUGAACUUUGUGGAUAGCGUGCAGGAGGGCGAGUCGUUCAUGCGCUCAGUGCCGACAGAGGGGCCGUGGCGGGAUCUCUCACACGUCUGGCGAGCUGCACUCGCUUUUGGAGUUGGGUGUGACAAAGAUGGUUCUUGA
Messenger RNA from Trypanosoma rangeli, 1542 nucleotides. RefSeq names its product U4/U6 small nuclear ribonucleoprotein PRP3. The coding region runs from base 1 to 1542 and encodes 513 amino acids. Gene Ontology annotation, biological process: mRNA splicing, via spliceosome. The record is from RefSeq and is a predicted model, not a curated record. Gene Ontology annotation, cellular component: U4/U6 x U5 tri-snRNP complex. Lineage: Eukaryota; Euglenozoa; Kinetoplastea; Trypanosomatida; Trypanosomatidae. The transcript has a single exon.